CAGCAGAGCAUUACAUAAAAUAGGAAGGAAGAUGAAGAAGUGCUGAGAUUCUAAAGAUAGAUAUACUAAUUACUAAGCGCCACACUAACCGCAUUGAGAUCAUCAAACAAAGUUUUUAUUAAUCUCCACACCUAAAGACGAUGAAGAAACCUCCUCUUCCCCUUAAACCAUUUAUAUAUCUUCUUGUUUCUUCCAAAGAUACUUACUCGUUUAUAAAUCUCCUUGGAAUCUGCAAAACAUCACAAAACUCACUUUUGUCUCACUUUCUUCCCUUCCCCCACCACAAAACUCACUUUUGUCUUCUCCUCUCUCUCUUCAAUAAGUAACAUAAGAUCUCUCCCUCUUUGUCUAUCUAACGGUCGGAAACCAAAAAAAAUGUGUUCUCACCAUUGCUUCCUUCUCUUCAUCUUCUUCCUCGCUUCACAUUCUUUAGUUACUUCCAGAACAUUGCCAAAGAACUCUGUAACUACUUCAACGAUUCUUGAUGUCGCCGACUCCAUUCGCAAAACCAAAGAUACGUCGUCGUUUCAUCUCAACCAGCAAGACGAACAGAGUCACUCUCCAUCUUCAUUCACCUUACAGCUCCAUUCACGAGCCUCCAUCCGAGGAAACGAACACUCAGACUACAACUCCCUCACGCUAGCUAGACUCGACCGUGACUCAGCCCGAGUCAAAUCCCUCAUGGCUCGUUUAGAUCUAGCCAAAGCAGAUCUCAAGCCCGCUAUUACCACAACUUCGCAGCAGCAAGACAUCGAAGCUCCUCUAAUCUCCGGCACAACUCAAGGAAGCGGCGAGUACUUCACACGCGUCGGCAUCGGAAACCCGGCGCGUGAAGUCUACAUGGUGCUCGACACCGGAAGCGACGUGAACUGGCUACAAUGCUCCCCAUGCGCCGACUGUUACCACCAGACCGAACCAAUCUUCAACCCUUCCUCCUCCUCCUCCUACACCACCCUCUCCUGCGACACUCCUCAGUGCAACUCCCUCGAACUCUCCGAGUGCCGAAACGCCACGUGUCUCUACGAGGUCAACUACGGCGACGGGUCCUACACCGUCGGCGACCUCGCCACCGAGACGCUCACCAUCGGCUCCGCCUCCGUCGCCAACGUCGCCGUCGGGUGCGGACACAGCAACAAAGGACUCUUCGUCGGCGCCGCCGGGUUGCUCGGACUCGGCGGCGGCGCGCUCGCUCUCCCGUCGCAGCUCAACGCCACGUCGUUCUCUUACUGCCUCGUCGACCGCGACUCGGACUCGGCGUCCACCGUCGAGUUCGGGUCGGGGAUCUCCCCCGACGCCGUCGUGGCGCCGCUGCUGCGUAACCGCCGGGUCGACACGUUUUACUACGUCGGACUCGCCGGGAUAAGCGUCGGCGGGGAGAUGCUUCGGAUCCCUAUGUCCUCCUUCGAGGUGGACGAGACGGGAGGCGGAGGGAUUAUUAUCGACUCGGGGACGGCCGUGACUCGUCUCCAGACGGAAGUGUACGACUCGUUGAGAGACGAGUUUGUUAAAGGGACGACGGAUUUGGAGAGAGUAGGGGGAGUUGCGAUGUUCGACACGUGUUAUGAUCUCGCGGCUAAGGCGACGAUAGAGGUUCCAACGGUGGCUUUUCAUUUUCCUGGAGGGAAUGUGUUGGCUUUGCCAGCGAAGAAUUAUAUGAUUCCGGUUGACUCGGUGGGGACUUUUUGUCUUGCGUUUGCGCCGACCGCGAGUUCGCUUUCGAUUAUUGGAAACGUGCAGCAGCAAGGGACACGUGUCGGUUUUGAUUUGGAGAAUUCUCGCAUUGGAUUCUCGACGAAUAAAUGCUAAGAGGAUUUUAAUGUGUUUUUUCUUUCUUGUACUUGUUUGUUGCAGAGAGUUGUGUAAUGAUUUAAAAAGUCCUAAAAGGUUAGUAUAAUGUUUUAACUCUGAC
Molecule: messenger RNA, 1909 nt
Organism: Eruca vesicaria subsp. sativa (arugula)
Lineage: Eukaryota; Viridiplantae; Streptophyta; Magnoliopsida; Brassicales; Brassicaceae
Source: the annotation of a GenBank genome assembly